This is a messenger RNA of Lachnellula hyalina, 1749 nucleotides long. RefSeq lists its product as uncharacterized. The transcript is spliced from 3 exons. The record is from RefSeq and is a predicted model, not a curated record. Bases 1 to 1749 code for a protein of 582 amino acids. Lineage: Eukaryota; Fungi; Ascomycota; Leotiomycetes; Helotiales; Lachnaceae.
AUGCCUUGCUUCAAGGGCAUCGCAGUGAGCGUCCAUGCGGAAGGCGCCCCACUGCCAGAAUACUCAGUGCAGAAGCAAUCUAGAGUCUCACGCGUCAAUACGUACAUCCCAGUCCCGAAGCCAAAGAUUCCCCAAGAUCCAGCCUCAAAUAAGCCCGAGCCCUCCAAGUUUGCCAUCUCGAUAACUCUCCUCACACCCGGCUUGGGUGUCCCGUACUCGACACCGAAGUCUACCCCGGAGAAUCCACACCCUCAGCCUCAAAUAGUCGCUGGCCUACCCGGCAACACCUCCCAGCGAGGCACAUAUAUUGGUUCUGUCGGUCCCUACGUACCUAUCACGAAGUCCGAGAACGAGACCAUCGCUGCCUAUAUCUAUUUUGAUGGUCGUGUAAAGGAAGAGGUUGCUACUCUACUGCGUCCCGGCGAGGAGACUUGGGUCAAUUCGCGUUGGGUCCAGGUACCAGAUUCAGAAGGCGGUGGACUAGCUGAGAGAGAAUUCCUCUUCCGCGAAGUGGGAUUGGAGCGAUGGCUGAAUGGCCUUGAUCUAGAUGGCCAAGAUGCGGCGGCGAAGCUCGAGAAGCGUAGACAAAAGUUCGAGAAACGCCGUCGGCGCAAGAAGGAAGAAAAUGGCAGCGAUGAUGAUCUUGCUGAUCCGAUGUCGGGGACGAGAAAACCUUCGGGCUCACGGAGUGUAUUAAGGUACGGGGCAGAUGAGUCUUCACCAAUCGAGAAACUAUCCGAUGAUGAGGACUCCUUCAGCUCCGACUCGGACGAUGAUGAUCUACCAGAGGCUGCUGGCCAAAUUAAGGUCGCCAUGUUCCGUGUUCUAGCAUCUGGAGAAAUCAAGAGAGGAGAAUACUCACCCCAGUUUGAUGCCCAUGAUGAUGACGAGGGCAAGGAUGGUAAUAAUGAAGGCGGUGACGGGGCCGAUGUUGACCACACCACGAGCUUUGCUAAGCCAAAGACUUUGGAUCCAAAAUCGAUCAGUACGCAAACAGUCACAGGCAUAGAUGGACCAGAGAAGCCUUUUGCAGUGUUUACUUUCUUCUAUAGAGGCGAGAGACAACUGCAGAAGAUGGGCAUCCUAAAAUCCAAACAGCAAAAGGGAACUACUGGGCCUACCAAGAGACGCUCAACUCAGCUCGACUUUUCCAACCUUGGUCCUUUAAAGCCUGGCGGAACUGUUGGGUUUUCGUCAUUCAGAGAUAACGAUGGCUCCACCAAUCGAAACAAGUCCAGAAAGAAGAGUAGUGGAAGCAUUGGAGCCAUGGAAGAAGAUAGUGACGAAGAUGAUGACGAUGCUGAGAUUGUUGGCAAGAUGGACGAUGUCGAUGACAAAGAUGUCAAGACUCUGCUAAGCCCUGAAGAUGCCAAAUAUACGGGAGAACUCGCAGACGGUCUCAAGCGACAGCACUCUGCAGAGCCCCUGAAUGCAAAUUCAAGGAAGUCCCCUGGGUCAAUCGGUACCACCUCUGUCGGCGCAACUCCCCCGGCGGAAAUAGAUACAGCACCUACAGCCAACCAAACACUGUCAAACAGCGUAUUUGGCGCAAACUUGCUUGAUGAUAAUGUCGUCGGUAGUCCGCUUAAGAAGCAUAGAGCUAGCUUAUACGACACUGAUAAUGAAACUAUACAGAAGCGGUUAGGUUUGGGCCUCAGCGGAGGUGGAGAUGUUCUUGCCGCCGCUGAAGCAGCCCACGCACCUCUUCCGGAGCCCGCUAUGAGGACUGAAGAGGAAGAAGAACUAUGA